UAGAAGAAGAGCCGGAGCAAAACACGGAACAACUGUCCUCUAGCUAGUUAGCAUGAUGAGCUAAAGCGUCCUGUAUUUUAGUCACCAUAUAUACUUUGUUUACUUCAGUCAGACGGUUUUGGUUGACAAGUGGAGACGGAUAAAUAAAAUGAAGUUGCUUUAAAGAAGAUAUAACAGUUAUUUUUUACAGCAAUGUUUAACAAGUCGUAUCAGCUGCUCCCUCAGAGGGACUCCAUCAGUACGAGGACUCCUGGCUUGUUUGUGGACACUGACAGCUUCACACAGCGCGGCUAUCACAAAGGUUUUUCAUUUGACAACAUCCCCAAUGUCUCUGAAAACGACUUCAACGAUACCUCUCAAGGAUGGGUGUCCUGGAUUUGCAACCUGAUUGUCAUCUUCCUCGUCUACAUCUGCACCUUUCUAACAUUUCCGAUAUCAGGAUGGUUUGUACUGAAAACGGUGCCUAACUACCAAAGGAUAGUAGUGUUUCGCCUGGGUCGAGUUUGUCCUCCGAAGGGCCCUGGUAUUGUUCUUGUGCUGCCCCUCAUUGACCAGUGGCAGAGAGUCGAUCUGCGCACCCGUGCCUUCAACAUUCCUCCUUGUCAGGUGACUACUCUGGAUGGUGGCAUAUUGUCAGUGGGAGCAGACAUCCAGUUCAGGAUCUGGAACCCCGUCAUGUCUGUACUAUCAGUCCAGGACCUGAACGCCUCGACCAGGAUGACGGCACAGAAGGCUUUGACCUACAGCCUGGCUAAGAAGACUGUCAGGGAGAUCCAAACUGAGAGCAUUAAACUUGGAGAAUAUCUUGGGAUGGACAUAAAUGAGAUGACUCGGCCCUGGGGGCUGGAGGUAGACAGGGUCGAGCUUACCCUGGGCUCUAUACUAAAAGCACCAGAGGAAGGCCUCUCUGGACCCCUCAUCAUGCCUCCUUCUGUGCCUGGACUGGAAGGCCUCACUGGCCCCAUUCAACAGUUGGCAAUGCACUUUCUGAGCCGCAGUGGCGUUUCACAGCCUAAACAAGAGGACAGUUUAACUUUUAUAGAUGAGUUCAGCAGUGCCCCUCAGGCAGUCGUGGCCACACCAGGUUCUGUUGAGGAGCUGCUUGGUGGGGUGAAGCUCCUGCUCUCAGAAACUUUGGUCCAGCAAGUUGGGGCCUGCUUCCAGUUUGACAUAAGCUCGGGGGAUGGACAGCAUCACAGUUACUAUGUGGAUCUGAGCCAAGGUAGUGGUGCAGCUGGAGCAGGGUCCUUGUGCAGAGAGCCAGAUGUGACACUGAGCAUGUCUGACAGCGACCUUCUGGCCAUGUUCCAGGGCGAGCUUCGACCAUUUGCUGCUUACACCAGCGGCAGACUGAAAAUCCAGGGGGACAUUAAGACCGCCAUGAAGCUGGAAGAACUCAUAAAGCUUCUUAAGAAAUAGUGCUCACAGUCACAUUUGUAUACGUAUUUAUUAAAUCUUUCAUUUUGAUUGUACAGUACAUGCUUUUCAUGUAUACAUUAAUUAUAUUUGUUUUAAACUGAG
Molecule: messenger RNA, 1521 nt
Organism: Epinephelus moara (kelp grouper)
Lineage: Eukaryota; Metazoa; Chordata; Actinopteri; Perciformes; Serranidae
Gene: stoml1
Product: stomatin (EPB72)-like 1
Exons: 7
Coding region: 193-1419 (408 amino acids)
Cellular component (GO): plasma membrane
Source: RefSeq, a predicted model, not a curated record